UACGUCGCGCUGUUUCCCAGUGACGCUAACCCAACUUGCCGACUGGCGCUCCGUUCGAGGCGACAAAUAAUGCGGAUUUUGGUGAAGUUAUGGCAUCGAACCCUCUGAAAGCGUGUGCCCUUUGUGCGUACAACCGACUGUCGUUGGGCAGCAGCUUCCGAGCGGCUCAUUAGUGAAGCUGAGAGUGCCGGACAAUGCUAGCCAGUUAGCCCGGGGGACACUGCUAACUGGCUAAGGAAGUUAGCCAGUUAGCUAGCGAGCCGCGUCAGCUUGCCGGAGUCUGAAAUCUUGUUUCGCGCAUUUCAGCCCCGUUCAGCGACCUCCGGGACGGUUCCCCCGGUUCCUCCCGGUUCCCCCGGUUCCUUCAGGAGAACAGCAGCGUGUGUCUCCACUGGUUGCUGAAAUAUAAAAGAGUUUUUAUUCUCCGCUGUUUGUGGGAACCGGCUGGUUUUCUGCAGACGCGGCUCUUUUGUUUUCACAAAGGAAGACGAGCUCACUUUCUUCCUUUUCUCUUUUUUUCUUUUUUUUACACGACUUCACAUCUGCUAGUGGGACUGAUUGUUUCGGCCUGUUUGUGUUGCUGUGUGUGUUUUGGGUUGGGGGGGGCGGGGGGGGGGCACAAUGGCUCCACAGAAGCAGAGCUCCUCAGGUGGAAGCCAUCCGGUGGGUUUUGGUUCUGGGGGAAAAGCCAACGGGUUACACCAGUCCUCUUCCUCCUCCUCCUCCUCCUCCUCCUCUUCCACCGCGAUGGCUGCAGCCGCCAAGAAGCCCAACCUGCAGCUCAUUCAGGCCGACCACGAGUUGUUCCUGCAGGCCUUCGAGAAACCAACACAGAUCUACAGGUUCCUCCGCACCAGGAACCUGAUCGCUCCCAUAUUCCUGCACAGGACUCUCACCUAUAUGUCCCACAGAAACUCCAGGAACAACAUCAAAAGGAAGAGCUCCAAGGUUGACAAUCUGUUGUUCAAAGUGGAAAAGAUGAGAGGCGAACAGGAGACUCACAGUUUGGCCUCUAACCUGCAGCUCACCUUUACUGGUUUCUUUCAUAAAGCUGGGAAGCUGUCUCAGGACAGUGAGAAUGAGCAGAACUCUGUAUCUCUGGAGGUGCUGCUGGUCAAAGUCUGUCACAAGAAGAGGAAGGAUGUGAGCUGUCCGGUGAAGCAGGUCCCUACGGGGAAGAAGCAGGUUCCUCUGAACCCAGAAGCGAGCGCUGGAGUCCAGGCCAAGCCGGGCUCCUUCCCCACUCUGCUGGUUCCCAGCAGCGAGUUUGAACCCAGCAACUCUCACAUGGUCAAGUCUUACUCGCUACUCUUCAGAGUAUCGAGGCCCGGUUACCCCCGAACGCAGAUCAACGGCCUGGCUAACGGAGAGAAUCACCACAACAGAGAUUUUGCAGAGGAAGUGGUAAACAGGAAGAGGAGGAGCUCCUCUCUCAGAGAGGAGGGAGAAACCACAUUUGUGGCUCAGAUGACUGUCUUUGAUAAAAACAGACGACUGCAGCUGUUAGACGGCGAGUAUGAGGUGUCCAUGCAAGAGAUGGAGGAGUGUCCCGUCAAUAAGAAGAGGGCAACCUGGGAGACCAUCCUGGAUGGAAAGCGUUUGCCUCCGUUUGAGAGUUUCUCUCAGGGUCCCACCCUGCAGUUCACCCUGCGUUGGACCAGCGACUCCUCUGACUGCUCCACUGCACCUGUGGCCAAACCUCUGGCCACCCGCAACUCUGAGACCAACCAGGACACCAGACCCAGCACCCUGAGAGCCACACACACUCUGGCUGUUAAAGAAUCCAUAAAUGCAGACGUGCAGACGAGAAGAGAACAAAUCUCAGCUGAACCCCGACAGAAACUGCGCAUCUUCUACCAGUUCCAGUACAACAACAACACACGGCAGCAGACGGAGGCCAGAGACGACCUCCACUGCCCCUGGUGCACCCUCAACUGCAGGAAGCUCUACAGUCUGCUCAAACACCUCAAACUGUCUCACUCCCGCUUCAUCUUCAACUAUGUGCCCCACCCUAAAGGAGCGAAAGUCGAGGUCUCCAUCAACGAGAGUUACGAUGGUUCAUAUGCAGGAAACCCGCAGGACAUCCACAACCAGCCGGGCUUCGCCUUCAGCAGGAACGGCCCGGUGAAGAGGACCGCCGUCACCCACAUUCUCACCUGCAGACCUAAGAGGACAAAGGCAAGUCUGUCUGAGUUUCUGGAGCCAGAGGACAGCGAUCGGGAGCAGCAGAGGCCGCACAUCAGCGGACACAACCGCCUCUACUUCCACAGCGACAGCUGUGUGCCGCUGCGACCUCAAGAGAUGGAAGUUGACAGCGAAGACGAGCGGGACCCGUACUGGCUGAAAGAGAAGACUGCCAAGCAAAUCGAGGACUUUACUGACGUCAACGAGGGGGAGAAGGAGAUCAUGAAGCUGUGGAACCUCCACGUCAUGAAGCACGGCUUCAUCGCGGACAACCAGAUGAACGAGGCCUGCCUGCUGUUCGCCGAACGCAACGCCGCCCACAUCGUCAAACACAACCUCUUUCGCAACUUCCUGCUGCACCUCAUCAGCAUGCACGACUUCAACUUGGUCAGCACGAUGACCAUCGACCAGGCCAUGGCCCGCCUCCGCCUCACCCAGAACCAGGCCCGCCAGAAAGACAGGGAGGAAGACGACGAGGAAGAGGAAGAGGAGGACUGGGAGACGGCCGUGGAGUCCCAGCCGGAGCUGGAUCCAGAUCCAGAUCCAGAUCUCGAUCCGGUGGAGUAUAAACCCUGUAGUGAUGAGACUAACAACGGCUGCCUGGAGAAAGGAAACCAGCAGAGUGAGCAGCAGCAGGAGGAGGAAGAGGCGGAGGAAGAGGCAGAGGGUGGAGGAGCUGCGAUAGAACGGUCGACCAAGCAGAAACUCUGCGGCUCCGGUUCGGUUUCAAACUGACCGUCAAUCAGAGACACACAAAGAUCCCCAAACAGGAUUGUGGUUAUAAAAUGAGGCUUCAGGCCAGAAUCUAUCAAAAGGAACAGACACAGGUUUACUGCAGGGAUUCUGUUUCACAGGGCAGAUUACUUCGGAAACAAGAGGAAGAUUUUACACAUUUACAUAGAAGAGACGCGUCAGAGGCGUUUAUCAUUUCAUAACUAAAGACAGGAGUUUAGAAAAACUUGAACAAAAAAAACAACAUUUUCUUGUUGUUCUGUGUCAAGUGUCCUGAUAUGUAACCGGGUUUAAUGUCUCAGUCGAUCACUCUGCUGCAACCGUUUCCUGUCACGUCCAACCCAAGACGUUUAUUAACAACAAAACUACGGAGAAAGCACAACUCCAGUCUGAAUGGACCCAAAAGAGGAAGCUAGCAAUAUUGUAGUUUUCCUUUUGUCAAAAGAUAACGAGCAGUGUCUGUGCUUCUCUCACUUCCUGUCUGUGGCUCUCAGCUUCAAGCAGAUUGGUUCCUCCUCAAGAUGUAAAUCUUUUCAAAACAGCCACAAAUACAGUUUAAUUCUUAAAAAGGUUCAGUCAUUGAACUAAAACAGCUGCUCGCUGUAGUCAAACAAAGAGGAGGAAUCGCUCUGACCUUCAGUUUGGCCUCCGCUCAGAUUCACUUUGUGCUCGCUCCGUAGUUUCGUUAACAAACUCAAAUGGGUUCAUCAUCUACAUAUAGCAACACUCCACCAAAGGUUUUCUUUAUCACCCAGUUUGUUUACAUCCACAUUAGUGUCACAGAUUUUUUGACCAGGUGUCUGAUAAGGUGCCCAGGACUCCUACUGGUUUUCUAGGUAUCUCCAGGUGUGUAAUCUGGUUUCCAAUUAGGUCUACAAAUCUUUAAAAAGGUCUCUGAUCAGGCGUCCAGGUCUCUGAUCAGGCGUCCAGGUCUCUCUACAGUCUCACACAACUGCUGGUUCUCCAUCUGAUCAUCAAUAUCUCUGAAUAUUUAUUCUAUCCUUCAAUUUUCUAAAGACUUGAGUCGAACACAAACCCACUCAGACAGCUGCGAUCGGAUCCUGGAUCAGGUUUUGGGUGACUGAGUUUCUGUUUACACAUGCAGAGAACUCAGGAGGACUCACCUGGGACCCACACGCUGUCCUCUGGUGCAGUUCCUGCUGCUGGUGCUACAUCUUUUUACUCUUCAGAAACACUCAUCUGGAAGCUCCUCUCUCACAGCGACCUCUACUGCCAGCACACCAACGCCAAGACGCAUCGUUGCUUCUUCUUUCGUUUAAACGGACUUGUUGUUUUUUCUCCCGGACGACAAACGGACAUUAAACCGUGUCCCACUUCACAUUUUGAAAUCCACAAUUGUCUUUGUGUGCUACUCAUUUAGAGUUAUCUCUGAGGCUGAAGUCUAGAAGUGUAGAUCUUCUGAUUUCUCACUUGUACUGAAACAGUCCUUUGGGUGGUCUGAACUGUCACAGAUCAAACAUCUGAACUGUUUCUCCAGGUGCUGGUUCCAGUUUCUUUGGCGUUUGCUGCUUUUUGUUUCAAAUCGUACUGAAGCUUUUGGGGAUUUGGGGACUGCUGGUCUCUCACAAGGGCUCUGGGAACUGCUGCAUCUUCCCUUAAUUUAUCAUCUAAAUGAUUAAUUGACAAAAUGAUAAUGAAUUAUAAUGAAUAGCUGCAGCCUACAUUCAGAGGAGGCGGAGCCUGGAGCUGUACACAGGUGAAGCCAUCAACAUGAACUGAAGAACUUUCUCUGGUUUUGGUUUUUUUUUCCUGUUGCUGUGCCGGCCGUCAUGUACAGAAGACUCUAAUAAUGUAGCUGAACUCCACCCGGGACGUUUUAUAGCAGAGUUUGUUAUCGGUUAGUAUCGACCUGUUACUGUGUAAUUUAUUAGCCCCAAAACAGGACCCUGCUACUAGGAUAGAGUCAUCGCCUGAGCCAGGCCAGACAAUAAUGAUAGCAAUUAAGACCGGUACCCGGUAACUUCAGGAAUCUGUAUUGGGGAGAAACAAACGUUAUCAGAACCUAUUUUAUAGUUUGUUAGACCAAAGGGGAUGGAUUCGCUGCAGAUUACUCCACUCUUGUUUCUUCUCUCCUGUGAAAAUGUCUUGGUUUUUGUUGACUCUGAAUCACCAUCUGACCUGGUAUCACUGCCUUGAAAUGUUCUCAGAAAGCACAAUGUGCAGGUGCUGCGUUGUUUUUUAGCUUGUUGUUCCAGAUUGAACCGACCAGACUGGCAUUGAUUGAAUGCAGGAACUGAGGUUUGAUGGGAAGAGUUGGAUUUCUUUGUGACCCCCCGCUCUUUAAAAGCUUUAUCCAGCGUGCAGAGAUCUGGUUUGUUGUGCAGAACCCACUGUAGAUUUUUUUUUUUGUUCUUCAUUCACAUGAGACCAGCAGCAUUUUGCACAAGAUGGGAGGAGCCAUGUCAAGAAAACAAGACUUUUCUUCAACAAUUUAUGUAAAACCAGCUUGACGUUGUGAACUUCUGAGUUGAGUCAAAAUGGUUUUCUAUUAAAAGAACAAUUUUGUACUAUAA
Molecule: messenger RNA, 5450 nt
Organism: Dicentrarchus labrax (European seabass)
Lineage: Eukaryota; Metazoa; Chordata; Actinopteri; Moronidae
Product: polycomb protein suz12-B
Exons: 16
Coding region: 622-2919 (765 amino acids)
Cellular component (GO): ESC/E(Z) complex; nucleus
Molecular function (GO): chromatin DNA binding
Source: RefSeq, a predicted model, not a curated record